Messenger RNA from Toxorhynchites rutilus septentrionalis, 2070 nucleotides. RefSeq lists its product as uncharacterized. Bases 9 to 1946 code for a protein of 645 amino acids. The transcript has 3 exons. NCBI's taxonomy places the organism in Eukaryota, Metazoa, Arthropoda, Insecta, Diptera, Culicidae. The record is from RefSeq and is a predicted model, not a curated record.
GAACAAAAAUGUAUCUUUCUUCACUUUUGGUGCUGCUCCUGCCGGCAGUGCUAUCUGAUAUCACCUCCGAGCUAUUGGACCAGGCCACAAUCAUCUAUCACGUGAAACCGGACACCUACAGACGACUCACUUUCAGUGGCUUCACCUCCGAGCUACAGCGCAAAUAUUGCGCUGGGUUUCACAUCGGCAGCCAUCAUUUCGUGACCGGAGCGCAUUGUCUGGUGUCCAAGGAUGGCACCAUCCAUCGACCGUACGAGCUGGACAUUCUCGGGUUGGGCGUAACCCAAGUAGAAAUACUGAUGCACAGGCGGUUCGACGGCAUCAAGGGAGCUGACAUUGCGUGGAUCAAAACCGAUCUCUCGUUGGAUGUGAACCACCUGAUUUGGGUUGCCGAACGACUGCCCAAGCAUUGCAAAGACUUCCGCCUGGAUGUUUUCAAUGCCAACGCGAAGGGACUGCGCUCCGGAUACCGAUGGAUUUCUCAACACGCGGCCAGAAAACAGAUGCUUGAGAUACAAACGAAACGACCGGCCGUUACAGCAUUCAGAUACCACAAUGUGCUCCCGAACGCAGAGGUUGUGACAUUUUGCACCACGAAGAAAGAUCCCAAACGAUAUGAGUUGCAUUACGUGUACCUGGGAAUAAGUGGUAAACUUAUGUUUCAGACGGAUUGUCACUAUGUUCAUUGCUGGCGUAUAGAUCCCGGAAAUCUGAAGCCUCCUCCUGUGGCCAUUUCUGAAACCACAACGGUUGCUGUUACUACCGUAAAAGCAACAACCACCACGAUCUAUGCGCAAACCGCUGUGAAUGUAACAAGUGCCGUCAAUAAACCACCAAUCUUCCACUUGGAUCCGAACUUUGUCAACGCGGGUCCAGUUUGUGUCGACUCUGGGGCGAAUCUCGUCACCUCGGUCCCAAACACUGUCAAUUCAGACUCGCACUCAGCCAUCGAAGACCUAAACGAUGAGAGUCAGAAUUUCAUAAACAAGGAUCUUGAAUUGCUUCAAUCGGACGCGGAUGAUGACGAUGAUGGUUCUGGUUCUGAUACUGAUACAUCCAGUGACACAGCUCAGAAACCAGAUGAUGAUAAAGACGAUGAUGAUGAAAAUGAUAGUGAUAUCGAUGAUGACGAUGACCACUAUCACUCUGAUUACUUUGUGAGCGAUCAUUCCUGGUUGCAGUUUUGGGAACCACAAGUGCCGGCGGCACUUCAUGGGCGGUCAUUCAAGCUCGAGGAAAAGACUGAAGACGAAUCUAUUGAGCAGGAGCCUUCCACACAAGCACCCAAUGAUGUUCAUCCAACAACCGACCAAACACCUCAAGUGGACCCCUAUGUGACUAUAACUUCGAAACCAGAGAAUGUCGCAAGCAUUGAGCAGAAGCCUGUCACACAAACACCAAAUGAAGUUCAUCCAACAACCAAUCAAACACCUCAAGUUGAUCCCAAUGUGACUAUAACCUCGAGGCCAGAAAAUGUUGAAGCAGGUAACCAAACCGCAGCGAAACCCAACGACACCCUGCUAUCUAUCGAUCCUCCAGUGGUUGUCGAUCAGAAUCAGGAUCAACUUGAACCUGAUGGUGAGGGCAGCGAGAAUGAUGGCAAAGACGUGAUCGUGGGUUUCAAGUGGCCACCAACGUUCUCCGAUAGAGACGGUCUAGCGGACUUUGAUCCUCGUGCAGUUCUCGAUAAGAAUAGGGCUCACUAUGGAUCAGACUUCACGCCCAAUGUGGUGCCAUGUGACUGGAAGCAUUGGGAUGACGAGAGCAACCAUCAGCAACGGUCUGAUGUUAGAAAGACAACUGCAACUGCAAUUGAAAUAACGCAAAACACGCCACAGCGCGAAGAUAUAUCUGCGUCGGCGGGGAAUUGUGGAUUUGCCAAAAACCUGAUUUUCACUGUCACGAUUGUGGCGCUUGAAUAUUACAAUUUAGCACAUGUCUCAUAAUUUGUAGAUGUAGUGCGUGAAAUUACCGUUUGUAAUAAAUUGUGUUUGGUAUGUUUGCGAAUGAGACAAGCAAACAAUCUCUUAAAUUUCAAAAUUUCUGUGGACAAAAACAAAAUUUAUGCUA